Molecule: messenger RNA, 1236 nt
Organism: Chenopodium quinoa (quinoa)
Lineage: Eukaryota; Viridiplantae; Streptophyta; Magnoliopsida; Caryophyllales; Amaranthaceae
Product: GPN-loop GTPase 3-like
Exons: 2
Coding region: 179-988 (269 amino acids)
Molecular function (GO): GTPase activity
Source: RefSeq, a predicted model, not a curated record
UAAACCCACCUUAUAUAAUACCGGCAAGAGUCUCGAGACACGCUUAACUCCCGUUUCUUGAUUCGGCACUUCUCAUAAACACAAAAACCUACACAAAAAAUUCAGUGCUCUCCUUACUCGCCGGAAAAAGAGCCGGCGACCACCGACCCAGUACCAGGAAAACCUUGAGAAAGUUGUGAUGGGGUACGCACAGUUAGUCAUUGGUCCUGCAGGAAGUGGGAAGUCAACUUACUGCUCGAGCUUGUAUCGACACUGUGAAACCAUGCGUCGGACAAUAAAUAUCAUAAACCUAGAUCCUGCUGCUGAAAACUUUGACUAUCCUGUUGCUGUGGAUAUCAGGGAACUUAUUAAUUUGGAGGAUGUUAUGGAUGAACUUGGAUUGGGUCCUAAUGGGGGUUUGAUUUACUGCAUGGAGGAACUUGAAGAUAAUCUCGAUGACUGGCUUACUGAAAAGCUAGAUGAUUUUUUGGAUGAUGAUUAUUUGGUUUUUGAUUGUCCUGGGCAAAUUGAACUGUUUUCUCAUGUUCCAGUUCUUAAAAACUUUGUGGAGCACUUGCAGCGUAAGAGCUUCAAUGUUUGUGUAGUUUAUUUGCUCGACUCACAGUUCAUGACAGAUGUUACCAAAUUUAUCAGUGGCUGCUUGUCAUCUCUGUCUGCAAUGAUCCAGCUUGAAUUGCCCCACGUUAAUAUCAUGUCAAAAAUGGACCUCGUGAAGAACAAGAAAGACCUUGACGAUUUCUUGAGCCCCGAGCCACAGAUGUUACUGUCACAAUUAAAUCGUCGCAUGGCUCCACAGUUUGAGAAGUUGAACAAAGCCUUGAUUGAUCUGGUAGAUGAAUACAGCAUGGUGAGUUUCAUACCUCUUGACUUGAGGAAAGAGAACAGCAUUCAAUAUGUGUUGUCGCAGAUUGACAUGAGCAUCCAGUAUGGAGAAGAUGCAGAUGUGAAGGUUAAAGAUUUCGAUAUCGAUGCAGAUGAUGAUGAAUAGCUGCAGCUCUUUCUGAGCAUCUGAUUAGCACAACAAAAUUAGCGUAGUUUCAAAACUUGGCUUAUUGUAAACCGCCUUCCUCAUCCUUUCUAUUUUUUGUUCUUAUGGAUCUCUUGGUGAGUGGCGAGUAACGUAAAAGUCAUGUUUAUUGGAACUAUUGAGACUUUGAAGUACAUUGUUUGUUUCAAUGCUAAUUUAGUUGCAAAACAUAAUACAGUACUUAUAUAUGUGAAGUUUCCUUUUCAAAA